AUGUCCGCUCCCGAGAACCCGACGAAGCAGAACGGCGGUGCUCCCGCUAAGCGUCACGAGGAGUACCAGUACCUUGACCUCGUCCGCGAGAUCCUCGAGACAGGCGAGCACCGACCGGACAGAACCGGCACCGGCACAUACUCCAUCUUCGCCCCGACGCCUCUCAAGUUCUCCCUCAACAAGGACGGCGAGCCUCUCCUACCCCUCCUCACCACAAAACGCGUCUUCCUCCGCGCCGUCAUCGCCGAGCUCCUCUGGUUCGUCGAGGGCAACACAUCCUCUCUGGCUCUCAGCGAGGCCGGCGUCAAGAUCUGGGACGGUAACGGCUCGCGCGAGUUCCUCGACAGCGUCGGCCUCUCCCACCGCGAGGUCGGCGACCUCGGCCCCGUCUACGGCUUCCAAUGGCGGCACUUCGGCGCCGAGUACGUCGACUCCAAGACGGACUACACCGGCCAGGGCGUCGACCAACUCGCCGAGGUCAUCCACAAGCUCAAGACGAACCCCUACGACCGCCGCAUCCUGCUGAGCGCAUGGAACCCUGCCGACCUGAAGAAGAUGGCCCUCCCGCCGUGCCACAUGUUCGCGCAGUUCUACGUCUCGUACCCGCGGUCGAAGAACUCGACCGGGAACGAGGAGAAGCCCAAGGGGCACCUGCACUGCCAGCUGUACCAGCGCUCCUGCGACAUGGGUCUCGGCGUGCCGUUCAACAUUGCGAGCUACGCUUUGCUGACGCACAUGAUCGCGCGCGCCUGCGACCUGGUUCCCGGAAGCCUGACGCACGUCAUGGGCGACGCGCACGUUUACGCGGACCACGUGGACGCGCUCAAGGUACAGCUGGAGCGCGAGCCGAGACAUUUCCCCAUGUUGGAGAUGAAGGACAGGGAGGCCGGGUGCAGCAUUGACGGGUGGAAGGUGGAGGACUUUGUGGUCAAGGGCUACGACCCGCAUAAGACGAUUGCCAUGAAGAUGUCUGUGUGA
Messenger RNA from Colletotrichum karsti, 978 nucleotides. Its product is annotated as thymidylate synthase. Gene Ontology annotation, biological process: dTMP biosynthetic process. Lineage: Eukaryota; Fungi; Ascomycota; Sordariomycetes; Glomerellales; Glomerellaceae. The record is from RefSeq and is a predicted model, not a curated record. The transcript has 2 exons. Gene Ontology annotation, cellular component: mitochondrion; cytosol. Gene Ontology annotation, molecular function: thymidylate synthase activity. Bases 1 to 978 code for a protein of 325 amino acids.